GAACGAUACGACUUCGUAAUAAAUGCGGAUCAACCGGUUGGCGCAUAUUGGAUUCAAGUUCGUGCGCUUGGCGAGUGCGGUAUCCCGCGUGCUCAACAGCUAGGCGUACUGCGAUACGCUCGCGGACCUUACCAACCGUCUACCACCGCACCCACUUACGAUUUUGGUCUUCCACAGGGUGUUGUGCUGAAUCCUCUGGACGCGAUCUGCAAUCGUCAACGGGACGAUGCGAUCUGCGUGAGCCAGCUGAAAAAUGCCCGCCAAAUAGACCAAGGAAUUCUUCAACAACGUCCCGACGUGAAAAUAUUCCUGCCAUUCCGUUUCCUCUUCUACAGGCCAGAAGAAGUCUUCCAGCCUCAAACGUAUAAUCGAUUCUUGGUCGCCCCGACCGGAGAUCAUGUAAUUUCUCUCGUCGAUGAAAUCUCGUUCACAUUUCCGCCGGCGCCUCCGCUUUCGCAAAUCGACGACAUCCCGCCCGAACAAUUUUGCAACGGAGACAACAGGCCUGCCGACUGCGGCGCUAACUGCAUGUGCACCCAUCAGGUUGAUAUCCCGCACAACGCGGUCGUCGAAGUGGUUCUCGUCGACGAAGUGCAACAACCGAAUCUGUCGCAUCCUUUCCAUUUGCACGGCUACGCGUUCAACGUAAUCGGUAUAGGCCGUUCCCCGGACAAGAACGUGAAGAAGAUCAAUCUGAAACACGCAUUGGAUCUCGACAAGAGAGGUCUGCUCAAUCGACAGUUCAAUCUGCCACCUGCCAAGGACACUAUUGCCGUUCCAAACAACGGAUACGUCAUUUUCCGGUUCCGUGCGGACAAUCCUGGAUACUGGCUAUUCCAUUGUCACUUCCUGUUCCACAUACUCAUCGGAAUGAACUUGAUUCUGCACGUUGGAACUCACGCGGAUCUUCCGCCGGUGCCGCCGAACUUCCCAAGAUGCGGGGACCAUCUACCGCCGAUAACGCCGCCAUCGCUGUCGCUGGACUCGUUUCAU
Messenger RNA from Heterotrigona itama, 993 nucleotides. NCBI's taxonomy places the organism in Eukaryota, Metazoa, Arthropoda, Insecta, Hymenoptera, Apidae. The record is from the annotation of a GenBank genome assembly.